Nanorana parkeri is the source of this 1400-nucleotide messenger RNA. RefSeq names its product PDZ and LIM domain 3 (gene PDLIM3). Lineage: Eukaryota; Metazoa; Chordata; Amphibia; Anura; Dicroglossidae. The record is from RefSeq and is a predicted model, not a curated record. Bases 146 to 1345 code for a protein of 399 amino acids. The transcript has 8 exons. Gene Ontology annotation, molecular function: actin binding; muscle alpha-actinin binding. Gene Ontology annotation, biological process: heart development; muscle structure development; actin cytoskeleton organization. Gene Ontology annotation, cellular component: stress fiber; filamentous actin; Z disc.
UAAAGAGAAGAUCAUAGGCAUCAGGGGAGCAGGCUGUCUCUGCUGCUACUUGCAGGGAGGAUAACUUCUCAGGGACCUGUAACUAACUUUGCCUUAGUUGUGAUAUAAGGUACACCACUAAACUUCCCAUACCUAAGAAAAGAAAAUGCCACAGAAUGUGGUUUUGCCUGGACCUGCACCCUGGGGAUUCAGGCUAACUGGGGGCAUUGACUUUAACCAGCCACUGGUUAUUUCAAGGAUCACCCCAGGAAGUAAAUCUUCCGUUGCUAAUUUAUGUCCUGGAGAUGUAAUACUAGCAAUUGAUGGACAUAGUACGGAGGCCAUGACACAUGCAGAGGCACAGGACAGGAUUAAAGCUGCAACAGACCAACUCUGCCUGAAGAUUGACAGAGUGGAGACCAGGAUGUGGUCUCCACAAAUUUGUGAAGAUCCUUAUCAAAUUAACCUUGAAGCUGAACCACAGGAGUUCAAACCUAUUGGCACAGCUCAUAACCGAAGAGCACAACCAUUUGUAGCAGGAGCAAACAUUGGUGACAAAAAACAGGUAGUGAGUUCCUCCUAUAAUACCCCAAUUGGACUAUAUUCAUCUGGCAACAUCAAAGAUGCAUUCCAUGGACAGAUGAGGGGUCUUGUCCCUAAUGCAGAUCAAAUUGGAAGCAGCACCCCUUCAGGCUUUGACCCUGGCAGUGGACGUAGCACUCCUUCCACAGCAAGCACUGUUGGAACUAUAGAUCCUGGAGAGCUCAAAGCUGCCUCUAGAUGUGCACCUAACAUUCCCUUGGAAAUGGAGCUCCCUGGUGUCAAGAUUGUUCAUGCCCAGUUUAAUACACCAAUGCAACUCUAUUCUGAUGACAAUAUUAUCGAAAGCCUUCAAGGGCAGGUGUCCUCCAUCCUAGGGGAGAAACCAAUAGCAAGUGAUCCAGUACCUCCCUCUGUGCCUCAGUCAGAUGUAUAUCGGCUCCUUCAUGAUGACACAGAACAUGAAAGCAGGCCCAAGCAGUCUGGCUCCUUCAGGGUACUGCAGGACAUGGUUGAUGAUGAUGCUGAACGUCCUACAGGUACAAGAAGCGUUAGAGCUCCAGUCACAAACCCCCACGUAGGAGGUGCAGCUGUGCAGAAAGUUCCACUGUGUGACCGAUGUGGAAAUGGAAUAGUAGGCACUGUGGUGAAGGCCCGAGACAAGUUCCGUCACCCUGACUGCUUUGUAUGUGCAGACUGCAACCUAAACUUGAAACAGAAAGGAUACUUCUUUGUGGAUGGCCAGUUGUACUGUGAAGCCCAUGCAAGAGCACGGAUGAGACCACCAGAAGGAUAUGACGCAGUUACUCUCUACCCAAAGGCUUAAAUAGCUGUUAGCUUUAACACAAUGCUUAUAUGCAAGUCCUUCAUAUUUUAGGAAU